Molecule: messenger RNA, 1497 nt
Organism: Fusarium fujikuroi IMI 58289
Lineage: Eukaryota; Fungi; Ascomycota; Sordariomycetes; Hypocreales; Nectriaceae
Exons: 4
Coding region: 1-1497 (498 amino acids)
Source: RefSeq, a predicted model, not a curated record
AUGUCCCUAAUCCUCUCCGCUUGGUGGCAACCGAUUAUCGUUUGGGAACACCAGCCCGUUGGGACCAUAGAUUGGGUCUGCAACGAAGCCAAGAAAGCUAUGUUGCCUUACGAGGAGAAGGGAUUGAUGAAAGUAGUUACUUACCAGCUUCCUGUUCCUUGUGGCGAUUGCUCUGUACAUCUUCUCAUCGAUGGGGAUGGUCAAACACUGAGCGCUUUCAUAAUGGACGGCGGAAGAGAUGCUCAAGGUCUCAAAGCUUGCGACGUAGUCCUUUCCGGACUCAAAAUUAUUACUCGAAUCCACAAUCUCAAGCCGCAUUUUUUGAGAGUAUGGGUUGUUACACAUUGGGACAAGGACCACUACGAGGGAGUGCUCGAACUUCUCCAGUACGAAAAGCUACACCAAGAGCUAAACGAAUAUAUACAAACGGACAACUUUAUGCUCUAUGGAGUAACAAGCAAAAAGGCAAGGAGUAAAAUCAUAGCGACCAUAAAACUCGGGCUCGGCGUCAUAGGGUGCAACUUCUUCGGCGAGGAGUUCAACAAAUCUGGUGUCGGUUUCUGGUGUGUUGGUGGUGAUGGCUAUAGCUACGACACUGCCAUCGACUUUAAGAGUCUCCCGACACCCCAAUCUGACAAGAACACACCUAAAAAGCCCCAGUUGGUUUGCAAGAACAGCACGUAUCCUACCCAGAAUGAGAGAUCCCUCAUGGCUGCCACCAUAUGGCCCAAUGCUGAUCAGGCUAAACUGCUGGGUGUCCUGUUCCUAAUUGGCUGCAUCUACAAUGAAGGCAACUCAAAGCAUGACGGCAAGCUCUUAUACACGACGCGCCUACCUUACUGGGUUGAUGCUAGCAAGUUUGAAGAGUGGUGCAACACUGAUAUCAACCUCAGUGGCCGAAUCUCUGGAUUGUUUCGGUCUGGUGGGCCUCUUUCUAAGGAAACCAAGUUCCUGAGUGGCAAUGAGUCCAAGAAUGCUCUUGUGAAGAUGUUUGAAGAUUCUCAAUCGCGUAAAAAUGCCUUCUGGAGAGAUCAACUCAAAAAACCACUACAAGAAGAAGACGACGAGGACGAAGAGGAUGAUCCUCCAUAUACUCAUCAAGCUGCUCUCAAAGAUUUCCUUCUCAACAAGCACUAUAAUGACAAUGCGGGUCCGGAUGACUCCAUUCAAGCACGUGUCACAAGAGAGCUCGAGGCCUCUAUCAAGGAGGGAACUGAUUGGAAGUAUAAGAUGGAUGACGAAAAUGAGAUGGAUAGGGAGGCGCAGAUAGACACGGAGCAGAAGGCGGACAAAGACAAGAUGGAUGAAGAGGUGAAGAAGGAGACGGUGAGGAAGGCGGGCAAAGACAAAGAGGCGGACAAGGAGAAGAAUAAGAAGAAGAAGAAGAAGAAGAAGAAGAAGAAAGGCGAGAACGACAGGAACACCGACGACAAACAAAACGUGGUACAGGAAUGUGUCAACAUAUGGAACACAAUCUCAGAGCAAAGUAUCAAGUAA